UUUUAGUUUUUGAUUUUGCCCAAAAAUCGUUUGUAUAAUUUUAAAUUAUAUUUUCCAGAUAUUUUGGUACUGUAAUUUUUCUAACAAUACUGCAUAUGGCACCAACCAAAGCUAUGAAGCAUAUAUCCUAUCUAACCAUGUCACUCAUCAUCAGUUGUAGAAAGCACAUUAAUUGGAUGUGUAAUUCGAAUUUUAAUUUUCUCCUCCUAAUAAUAUUGCUCUUCUUCUCCCCAAGUGUUGUUUUUUGCAGUCAAAUUGUUAAGGCCUUACCUGGCUAUUUUCCAUUCAGUCUUGAAACUGGGUACAUUGGUGUAGCUGAAUCCCAGUUGUUUUACUAUUUUAUAAAAUCAGAAGGGAAUCCAAAAGAGGAUCCUCUUUUGCUUUGGUACAAUGGAGGUCCUGGUUGCUCUACUCUCAAUGGACUUUUUCAUGAAAUUGGUCCAUUGGCUUUCAAUACUACAGAAUACGAUGGCGGUACACCACCAUUGGAAUACUAUCCAUACUCAUGGACACAGACUGCCAACAUUUUAUUUGUUGAUGCAUCGGUGGGCACUGUUUUCUCUUACCCUACAAACUCAACAUCUGAUGUCAGCCCUGAGCUUCCGUGCGCCGCGCCUGCUGCUGUGCGCCUAGCGUGUGCCGAUCCGCUAUCUUGCACCCGUGUGCGCCAUUCUGCUACAGUCUGUUCCCUUUUUAUUUACCCCUACUCCACUAUUGUUAUGGAUCGCCAUGAUGCCUCCCAUCCGAUUUCUUUUCUUCUUAAUGGUUCCAACUAUGUUCUGUGGGCCCAAGCCAUGUCUUCCUUCCUCAAAGGUAAGAAGCUCUGGCGCAUUAUCACCGGGGAUGUGACCCAACCGGUGAAAGAAGUCAACGAAACUGCUGCUACCUAUGAAGACCAACUUGAAGAUUGGGACAGUAAGAACUACCAAAUCAUUACUUGGCUUCGAAAUACCACUGUUCCCUCUAUUAGUCUUCAGUUUGGUCGCUUUUAG
Messenger RNA from Camellia sinensis, 992 nucleotides. NCBI's taxonomy places the organism in Eukaryota, Viridiplantae, Streptophyta, Magnoliopsida, Ericales, Theaceae. The record is from RefSeq and is a predicted model, not a curated record.